Cyphellophora attinorum is the source of this 2397-nucleotide messenger RNA. RefSeq lists its product as uncharacterized. The transcript has 3 exons. Gene Ontology annotation, molecular function: protein binding. The record is from RefSeq and is a predicted model, not a curated record. The coding region runs from base 1 to 2397 and encodes 798 amino acids. Lineage: Eukaryota; Fungi; Ascomycota; Eurotiomycetes; Chaetothyriales; Cyphellophoraceae.
AUGGCAUCACACUCCCAUCUACCCAAGGACUUCUUCAACGAUGUCUUUGAGAUCCAGGUGAAAGCGCAAGACCUCGUCGCAGAGCCCCUCCUGCCACACCAAUCGUCUCAGAUGGACAAAGAUCAGGAAGCCUCGUCUAAUUGGAGUCCCAUUACUAUGGUUGACAGCGACGUUGAGACACAGCUUCGACUGCUCAGAUCUGUACGCGAGCUGGAGGAAAAGCUGGCGACCGCGAGAGCUGCCUUGAACCGGGCAAUGAAGAAACCUCAUUCGACGCCUACCCACGUAGAGCCGCCAGACGCACCAGUCGCGAACGAGGGUUCACAGAAAAAAUCAGUGCUCAGCAAGGAUGACUACAAGGGUCUGGUCGACCUUUAUUACUACAGCCAACGCAAUCGCUUCUCGCCCGACGGCCCGGACUAUUCACCCUCGCUCAUGUUCAUCAACGACUACGAAGCUGAGUUAUCGAAACUGGACAAGACGAGAUCGCAUGAUAAUAAGCCUCGUACCACAGAAGCCGAAGAUCGGACUCAGGUAUCCUCGGACACCGAAGAUCUGUACGAAAAUCCUUUGAAAGAGAUCGAGAAGGUGCUCCUGAGGAACCAGACUCGCGAGAUCCGCACCAUGCAAGCAUUCGUUGACCUUCUCCUGGAGGACAACUCUUCGAAUCGAGACUUGUACCAAGCGUACAAACAAUUUCCAUAUCCUGGCGUUUCUUGGUUGCCCAAAGGCUUGCAGCGAUUGUUCCUUCAGCGGAUGGGAACACCAUGGAAGAGAUCGCGCAAGGGCAUGAUACGGUAUCUAUCGCUCAUUGACGACAUGCAAGAAGCUAAGCAGCCCAUCACGUCCGGCGAGUGGUCUUCAGCAAUAUAUCUUGCUGGUCGGUCGCUCAGAAUGCAAUCGACGGACCAAUAUCUUGAGGGACGGUCGCUCAGGACGAGAUCGACAGAUCAAGUUGAUGCAGCCAUCGUGAUCUGGCGAAAGAUGGAACAAGACGCCGGUGUUCGUGGUACCCAUGUCACGUUCAACAUACUAUUCGAUAUUGCUGUCCGGGCUGGUAAAUAUGCGCUCGCAGAGAGCUUUCUCAAGGAAAUGUACGCUCGUGGCUUGCGUCUCAAUCGAUUGGGUCGCGUCAGCAUGAUGUACUAUCAUGGUCUGCGUGGAGAUGGAGAUGCUGUCAGACGUACUUACAGAGAUUUCGUGGAAGCAGGCGAAAUUGUCGACACGCUUGUCUUGAAUUGCGUCAUCGCAUCUCUCCUCAAUGCUCAGGAGCCGGACGCUGCAGAGCAGACAUAUGGGCGCAUGAAGGAUCUGCAAGCAAGACUCCGGACAGGACAAAGAGCUGACGGCAGCGAUACGUUCUAUCUUAGGUACCCUGGUGGGGAGCCGAGCACGAUCGAACGAGAGGCUGCAUCAAACGCGCUCGGGCGCAUGCUGAAAUCUGCAGCUCAUCUCAAGCAGAGGCUGCCAGACCACCAUGCUGAUCUGCAGCAACUAAUGCCCCUCCGACCAGACCAUGUCACGUUUCGGGCAAUGGUGGCCUACCACGCGAAUGUCUCCGGUGACCUAGACAGGAUCACAGUGCUGCUGAAGGAGAUGACCGAGGAUUUUGACCUCCCGAUUCGCCCUGUCAUGUAUCAGCUGCUGUUCAAGGGCUUCGCGCUUCACGGCAAACCAAAGCGUGCCCACGCCAGGUGGAACUUGUCGCGGCUGCACAUGACCUGGACCGCUUGCCAGCAGGCUUUGAAAGAAGCUAAGAAAGUAAGGAUGGCAGCCGCUAUGGCACGUACUGAAUCCUAUGACGAUGACGAGCCCACAUUGCCCAAAUUGUCGGAGGUGCGCAAAGUUAAGACCUUGCAGCCAACAGGCGUAGAGGGAAAUGCGAGGACGAAGGAGCCUGGCGUGUGGGACAGCUUUACACAAAGCCUGUCGCCUGCUGCUACAGAGCCAAAUCAUGGGAUCGAGAGAGUAAACUCUCACUUGUUUGACGAAGAGCCACGGGUCAAGACGCCAGGAAUCAUUCAGAAUGCGUUCUUUCCACAACAACUUGAAGACAACCCCCCAGACUUCGAGACAAAGGAGCGUCAUUACUACCUAGCCUCGACACAGCCAUCGAUCACGAAGAGGGCGAAGAACGCAGGGAAGAAUGCAGAGUUGCGAGAAGACGCUGAUGCAACAGCGUCCGACCAGAGCCCUCUAAUCGACGCAGACGAAGUACAGGACGCCCGAGUGGAACGAGAUGAUGAUAAGCUAGACCAUGAGCACGACGAGAACACCCGGUCGAACCCCGACGACUACGCAGACUACGUGGCUUCACUCAGCUUCACCGCCAGCUACCCAUGGUAUGGUCACGACGAUUAUGUGCUGUCAAAUACGGCGAGCGAUACCAUUGUGUAG